AUGCCGCCUGCGACGGCAACCAUCGCCACUGGUGAACAAAUUCCCGAUGCUUCGUCGCCGCUGCUGUCCAUAACCACUUCCUUCGCCGCUAUCACAGCCCUCGCAACGACGACGACGAAAACUACCGCUCCCCCCACUCCCAAUACUGGUAAGGACACUCCCGACGCUCCGUCAACCACCAACCUCAACACCAUCACUAUCACCACAACCACUCCCACCACCAGCACUGGUACCAGUCCAACCUGUCCUCACUGCGUUCGCGCCCUUACGCAAUGGCCUGGUUUGUCAUUUGCGAAUCUAUCUCCCUGAGGCCAUCGAACCACUGCCUGGAACCCUGGCAUACACCCGCCACAACCGCCCCCACAGCUCACAUAUCCCACGCACAUCCAGUCACCGCAUGAGUCUAUUCGGCCACAUGCGCAUACACGACGUGGAAUUCACCGCUAAGUCGACACGUUAGACCCACCUCACACAUCCAACAACGUUCCCAUUACCAACACUAUCAACUCCCCCUCCACUGGUAUCUCUACCGCCACGGACAGAACAGCUCCAUCCUAUUCUACCUAUACUACCACUGCACAUUCGCCCCACGCAUCGGUCUGGUCGGUACCUGCAAAUGCAUCGCACUGAGACUAGAGAGCCAGUGCCAGGAGCACCUGCCGACCCUGUCUCAAUUACUCACCACAGGCCUGGAAUAGACAACUCGCGCGUAAAUUGGAAUGGUACUCGUUAGUUCCUUCCCUACGCGACCUCUAUGGCACUCUAACUCGUGUGAGAUCAGAGAUUAGUAGUCCCUAUGUGUGUAAUCCGGGCUUACUCUGCGGGGUCCAGGUCGUGUGUAGCGCGCGCAGACGGGUUAUGUAACUCUGUUGACCACCUGCGCCCAAUUCCCGCUUUAGAGCACUGACUGGCUCAGACAGUGGACCGGUACCCGUCAGAGGGAAAAGGGUUGACUCUGGGGACUGCGUCGCUACGGCACUCAACUCAUAUUCCUCACUGUAAACAAGGUGACGGGGCUUUAAACUGCCACGGUGUGCUGCAAAUCACGCCUAGGAAGCUGCCAUCUGACGGGAUAACUUGGUUCUCCCGUCAGGACGGAGGAUCGGACAGUCCCACUCAGCUGGAUUCGAGCCGCUUCCUUGUUCCUGUCCACACUUUAGCUUUGGCAGCCACUGAGUCCGAUUCCAUCUCAAUGCCUCCUGACACUUGUGGUGGGGAGAGUGAGAACGCGGAAGAUGUUGCUCAAAUCCUCUAUCGAUGUGAACUAAUUCAAUCGCAAGUCGCCGUCUCUGCGCCCACCAUGCCGUGGGGCACACGGUGGACAUGA
Messenger RNA from Spirometra erinaceieuropaei, 1327 nucleotides. The record is from the annotation of a GenBank genome assembly. Lineage: Eukaryota; Metazoa; Platyhelminthes; Cestoda; Diphyllobothriidea; Diphyllobothriidae.